This is a messenger RNA of Aspergillus mulundensis, 3588 nucleotides long. RefSeq lists its product as uncharacterized. Bases 1 to 3588 code for a protein of 1195 amino acids. Gene Ontology annotation, biological process: transmembrane transport. Lineage: Eukaryota; Fungi; Ascomycota; Eurotiomycetes; Eurotiales; Aspergillaceae. The transcript has 12 exons. Gene Ontology annotation, molecular function: transmembrane transporter activity. The record is from RefSeq and is a predicted model, not a curated record.
AUGUCUCAGUUAGAGUCCGACAAGGAUGUCCUACAACACUCUCUGGCCCAGUACGGGCUCAGAGUCGCCGCUGAUGGGUAUCACAUCCAAUGGGCUGUUGGGAAUCCGAGACACCCUCGCAACUGGCUCAUUUCGAGGAAGAUCCACGAUAUCUCGCUCCUCAUCUUUCUCGAGUUCUUCACCACGUCUGUCAGCACGGCUGGUUCGACGGCUGCAAAUGUUGCAUCAAAGGAAUUUGGGAUUUCGGACGAGUUGUCGAUCUUUAUUUUCGUGACAGUGUAUUUGCUCGGGCAAGCCCUCGGGGGUAUCAUCCUCCCGCCCUACUCGGAAUGCUUUGGCCGGAAGAAGCUGUAUAUCAUCAGCUCUGGGACGUACAGCAUCUGUUGUGUUAUCAUCGCCGCUAUCCCGUCUGUCAAAGGUGUUGUUUUUGGCCGAGCCCUUAGCGGGUUCCUCUCCGCUAUUCCCAGCACCAUUGUCGUGGGUAGUGUCGAGGACAUGUUCAACUCGCGAGACCGUGUUUGGAUGAUAUGGAUCUGGGCUCUGGUGGCUAAUCUCGGUCUGGUCGUUGGGCCGAUCAUGGGCACCUUUGUCACUGCGGAUUUGCAUUGGACGUGGCUCUUCUACGUUGCAGCCAUUGUGACUGGAAUCCUGACUCUCCUGUUGCUGGGGAUCCGUGAAUCCCGUCCCGCCCUCUUGCUCGAGCGAGAAGUGGCUAAUCUUCGAGAGAUGACGAAGAUUGACUACCUUGUCAGUCUGAACCCAGAUAGUGCGCCGGAUCUGCGAACAUUCGUGCGCGUUGCACUAGGCCGACCAAUCCGACUGUUCUUCACGGAGCUUAUUGUCUUCGCUGUUUCGGUUAUGAGUGCCGUGGCCACUGCCCUCGUCUACCUCUUCACGCAAUGCCUACCACCGAUCUAUGUGAGCCUCGGCUUUUCAGAAAAACAGGCAUGCCUUCCGUUCAUCGCCAUCGGCGCCGGGCUGAGUCUCGGCCUCCUAACGAGAUACCUGGACAUGCACCUCAUCGAGCGGCGUCGCAGACAUGGCACAAUCCUCCUCCCAGAACACAAACUCGCCGGAUUCUGGAUAGGGUCGGGUGUCCUCGCCGGCGCACUGUGGGCCUUCGCCUGGACAAUACCUCCCGCCGUCCAGCAUCUGCACUGGGUAAUCUCCGUGCUCGCCUUGGUCCUGAUCGGAUACGCCCUGAACGAAAUCGACUAUGUGCUGGGCGGAUAUCUCGCCGACAGCUACCUCAGUUAUGCUGCGAGUGGGCUCGCUGCGCUCAGUCUUAUCCGCGCUCUGCUGUCGGGUAUCCUGCCGCUCGUGUCGAGUCCCAUGUUCACGAAUCUCGGGGCCAAUGUCGCUGUCUCGUUGCUGGCUGCUGUCGCCACGCUCUUCUGCCUCGUUCCCCCGUUAUUCUCGCGGUUUGGUGAGACGAUUCGCGCGCGCAGCAAGUUCGCCAAGUAUAGCUUGGACAUGUACCAAGAGCAUAGUGUUGACGAGGACGGCAUCCAGGAAAGCCUCCACCUGUUAGGUUCUGCAAUGGACGAUCUGGGACUGCGCGACCCGGACCCCCUUCGUCCUCUCCAGCCGCUACUCUCAUCCGUUGCGGAAAACGCGUCGAAUUUGGCUGCGAGCGGGAAGCACCACGAAAGCGACCAACACCAGCUGGACGUUGACGUCGACGUUGAAGCUCGCUCGCUACAACGCUUGCAAUCUGCCGUCGCGGAAUUCGAUCAGUAUGACCUCCACCAGCAUCAGCAUCAGCAUCAAGGUCAAGGUCAACUUGGAGAAAGAGAGCUCCGGCCGGAGGAUGCGUACGGGACACUGAUGCCGCAGGACCAAACGUCCCUGCGCACCGCGCAACCGCAACCGCAACCGCAACCGCAAACAAGUAGCUCGAACGAAUCCAUCUUCGCCUCCAAAGAAAACGGAUACCUUCGCGAUGUCGCAUCGAUAGCAGACCCGCCGGAUCUAGAAGCAUGGAGGGAGCGUCUAUUCAACGUCGACGAGAUGAUCGUCAUGAGCGAAGAAGAGUACGACCCUGUCUCUCGUGUUUGCGCCGCUAUCUACAGGCAAUUAACAGAUCUGACCACUAGAUUCCGAACCUACUUCCCACACGUCGACAACAUCUACUCGCACCGCUCGACACAGCACUACAAGCGCAAGCCCCUGGUCUCGCACUACUGGGACUGCCGACUGAAGGGCCGGCCGCCCGGGACCCCGAAGUCCGACGACCCGAACAAGAAGAAGCGCAAGCGGACCGCGCGGCAGCGGGACCUCUGCGACGUCAAGGUCAAGAUCACGGAGUACUUCCCCGGGUAUGCGGCGGGGUUUGGUGCUGGCGCCGUGUCUCUUGAAGCUGGAGGGCUGGGCUCGGAGCAGCAGCAGCAGCAGUUGCAGCAGGGGUUUUCGCUCUCGUAUUCGGCUGCUGACGUUGAUCCGGCGCUUUCGGUUUCGGGGGAGGUGCUGCCGAGUGUUAAUGCGCUGCUCCAGUUUCCUGCUGCUGCUGCUGGUAGUGGUGGUGGGUUUGUUCCUGGGGCUGAAAUGAGGGAGAGUCAGGGCCAGAUCCAGCCGUUUGGGGUGCUCACGCCGAAUCCGCCGCUGCCGGAGGGACAUCCUGGCGCUGAUGGUGGCCGAUUCUUCACGAUCCAGCGCGUGAAUGGGAACGGGGCGAACGGGAAGAAUGAUGGGGUUGGCGGGGGGCACCGGCAUACGCUGGAGGAGAGCGAUCGGGUGAAGAAGAAUAGUGUGCAGCGGCACCUGCUGAAGGAGGCGAGGGAACGGAAGAAGUCGUUGUCAGCUACCAGGACAAUGUCCGCCCCAAAAAGCUACCACACCCAGGCCACCGGUCCAGCGGCUGAGACGGCAGAAAGGCACGCCGAGGAUUCGGACUUGAAGCUGUACGGGAGUUGCUUCUGCCCAUUUGUGCAGCGGGUCUGGAUAGCCUUGGAGCUCAAGGGUCUACCCUACCAGUAUAUCGAAGUCGACCCGUAUAAAAAGCCGCAGUCGUUGCUAGACGUCAACCCGAGAGGUCUGGUUCCGGCGUUGAGACACGGUGAUUGGGGAUCGUAUGAAAGCUCCGUUUUGCUCGAAUAUCUCGAGGAUUUGAACGUUGACCCUCCUCUGCUUCCUCCUGGCGAUGCGAAGCUGAGAGCCCACUGUCGGCUGUGGGCGGACUUCGUCAACCGCCAUAUAGUUCCUAGCUUCUACCGUGUGCUGCAAGAGCAGGAUCAGCAGAAGCAAAUUGAACAUGCACAGGAACUGCGCGACUCGUUUAACACGCUAGUUGGGGCUGCGGAUCAAGAAGGGCCAUUCUUUCUCGGGCGGGAUAUCUCUUUUGUGGAUGUCCAAAUUGCCCCCUGGGUAGUCCGUCUAAAUCGCGUGCUGAAGCCGUACCGUGGCUGGCCGGACCCUGAGCCUGGAACGCGAUGGGGCGCUUGGGUGGAUGCGAUCGAGGCCAACGAGCAUAUCAAGGCGACGACGAGCUCGCCCGAUCUUUAUCUUGAUAGCUAUGAGCGCUAUGCAGAGAACCGCCCCAAUACUUCCCAGCUUGCGAAUGCGAUCAAUUCCGGAAGAGGUUUGCCAUGA